Molecule: messenger RNA, 1551 nt
Organism: Ictalurus furcatus (blue catfish)
Lineage: Eukaryota; Metazoa; Chordata; Actinopteri; Siluriformes; Ictaluridae
Source: the annotation of a RefSeq genome assembly
GUGACGAUCACGCGCUGAUUUUUCUCAACCAACCAUAAAGAUAUUGGCACCCUCUACCUUGUAUUUGGUGCCUGAGCCGGAAUAGUCGGCACGGCCCUUAGCCUGCUUAUCCGGGCAGAGCUAGCCCAGCCCGGUGCCCUUCUAGGCGAUGACCAAAUUUAUAAUGUUAUUGUCACUGCCCACGCCUUUGUAAUAAUUUUCUUUAUAGUAAUGCCAAUUAUGAUUGGAGGGUUUGGAAAUUGGCUUGUUCCCCUAAUGAUUGGGGCACCAGACAUGGCCUUCCCUCGAAUAAACAAUAUAAGCUUCUGGCUCCUGCCCCCUUCCUUCUUACUCCUGCUUGCCUCCUCUGGGGUUGAAGCGGGAGCGGGGACAGGAUGAACUGUUUACCCGCCUCUUGCGGGCAACCUCGCACAUGCAGGGGCCUCCGUAGACUUAACCAUCUUUUCCCUACACCUUGCAGGAGUUUCGUCUAUUCUAGGGGCCAUUAAUUUUAUUACAACAAUUAUUAACAUAAAACCCCCCGCAAUUUCACAAUAUCAGACUCCCCUAUUUGUCUGAGCUGUCCUAAUUACAGCCGUCCUACUACUACUAUCCCUCCCAGUCCUAGCUGCUGGCAUCACAAUACUUCUAACAGACCGAAACUUAAACACCACCUUCUUUGACCCCGCAGGGGGAGGGGACCCCAUUCUUUACCAACACCUUUUCUGAUUCUUUGGACAUCCAGAAGUAUAUAUUUUAAUUUUACCAGGCUUCGGCAUGAUUUCUCACAUUGUUGCGUAUUACGCAGGCAAAAAAGAACCAUUCGGCUACAUAGGAAUAGUCUGAGCUAUAAUGGCCAUUGGUCUUCUAGGCUUUAUUGUAUGAGCACAUCACAUGUUUACUGUAGGAAUGGACGUAGACACUCGAGCAUAUUUUACAUCUGCAACAAUAAUUAUUGCAAUCCCAACCGGAGUAAAAGUGUUUAGCUGACUUGCCACCCUACAUGGUGGCUCAAUUAAAUGAGAAACCCCCCUACUCUGAGCCCUAGGCUUCAUUUUCCUAUUUACCGUUGGAGGCCUGACUGGAAUCGUCCUAGCCAACUCGUCCCUAGACAUCGUCCUACACGACACCUAUUAUGUAGUAGCCCACUUCCAUUAUGUACUAUCUAUGGGUGCUGUCUUUGCUAUUAUGGGGGCCUUCGUCCACUGAUUCCCCCUCUUUACGGGAUAUACAAUACACGACACCUGAACAAAAAUCCACUUCGGAACAAUAUUUGUAGGAGUAAACCUCACCUUCUUUCCACAACACUUCUUAGGCCUUGCUGGCAUGCCACGACGAUACUCAGACUACCCCGAUGCCUAUUCACUAUGAAACAUCAUCUCUUCAAUCGGCUCCCUCGUGUCCCUAGUAGCAGUUGUAAUAUUCCUAUAUAUUUUAUGAGAAGCCUUUACUGCCAAGCGAGAAGUACUCUCCGUAGAACUCACCUCCACAAACGUAGAAUGACUGCACGGAUGUCCCCCACCCUAUCACACAUUUGAGGAGCCAGCCUUUGUGCAAGUACAAACAAACUAA